Molecule: messenger RNA, 1005 nt
Organism: Pyricularia grisea
Lineage: Eukaryota; Fungi; Ascomycota; Sordariomycetes; Magnaporthales; Pyriculariaceae
Exons: 2
Coding region: 1-1005 (334 amino acids)
Source: RefSeq, a predicted model, not a curated record
AUGAAUGUAGUAGCACUUACCUCGUCAUGUUGGUUACAUGGACUCCCUGCACAACCUCCCGGCGGUCAGCAAAGAUUUCUCCACCACCCCGACGAGCCUGCUCCAACAGACCUUGACGCUAGAGCCAACCGACAGUUCGAUCCGCCAUCUGCUGAUCAGCAUGGAGUCGCCAGAGCUCGCCCGCCUUCACGGCAGUCCUUCUCGCGGCUCCACGAGCUGCGCGACGAGGUCGUCACGGAGGUGAUAUCCCGGCUCAACCCACCACCGCCGGGCGAGGAUGAGGAGGAGGAGGAGCAGUACUGUGAGCUGGACGUCUGUGUCGACUUCACAAAAUCCUGGCUCGCGCCCGCACAGGCGACCCCGAGAUGGCUGGCGGUGUCUUGCUCGGACCCCUUUGGCGUUGUUCCACGCUGGGACCUGUCAGCCUUGCACUCGUCGCACCUCCAACACCUCGAACUUGAAAAAGGUCACCUUCUCGUAUCGGUCGCAGGUGGAGUGGAUAGCUGCGCAGAAGAUGCUUCGGACGCUGUGGUUGCACAAACUGCCCCAUCAGGCUGCAGUGGCGGACCCACGGUGUGUGUACGAGGGCGAGCUGGAAGUCGGAGCGCUGUUCAGGUACAGCUCGCGGCCGCAAACCAUGUAGGACGUUUGGGUCAGCGAGCUGCGCUGGGCAACUGUGGUCGAGGACCUUUGCGCGAAGCUGCCGGAGCUGAAAGGAUCGUCCAAAAUACUCCAGCCGUUCUUGAGCUGCCGUUAUACCACACCUUCAAGGGCACACGUAUAAAGCACUGGAGCAUAGUUCUCAGCCUGAAGAACAGCUUCAACGGCAUGACCCAUUGGCUCAGACCUUUACGGCUGCAGAAGUUUCACGACAUCGCGGCGUUUGAAAAGGUUCAAAACACGUUGUUGCGGCUGAGGAUGGAAGACGAUGAGCGGCUGAAUGACAUCGCGGAGCGAUUCGUAGACUCUGUUCAGGGAGGUCGUAAACACCCAAAUAGGACGUAG